ACAUAAUUGUGUACAGACCGCGAAACACACUGUGUACAGACUGCUUGCUUUCGUUUGUUAGUGCUAAUUUGUGACAAUUUCAGGGUGUCUAUGGUGAUUGGAUGCUACUAGUGCUUACGCUUGUUCCUACAAUCACUUAAGUGCACUCCCAUCUCUGGUUUUCCAAAGAAACAUAUCGAGUUCUUCUACCAACUGUUUUCGUCAUGCGUUAUUUAGUGAUAAGUGUUGAGUUCGCUAAAAUUUCAGAUCCAAAGUUUUACAGUUCGUAGUCUGUUUUAAGCUCAAAUAUGUAUUAUCCAACUUUAGUUAUCGUAUUUUACCUAUGUUUAGCGGACGGUUUUCUAUUAGACGGCUCAGCCAACUCAUUCUCUCAGUUCAGAAAAUGGGGUGGUGGUACUAAUGGAAGCUUAGAGUUUGAAUUUAAGACAGAUCAACCAAACGGCUUGUUGCUUUACACCGACGACGGAGGCACUUACGAUUUUUUCGAGAUCAAGCUAGUGGAGGGAGCGUUGCGCUUGAGGUACAACUUGGGAGGUGGUGCUCAGAUCAUAACUGUAGGUAGAGACUUAAACGACGGUCACUGGCAUAAGGUCCAUGUUCAGAGACAUGAGGACAGGACGAUACUAACUGUAGAUGGGGUGUCUCAAAUGAGGACCUCCAGAGGAAAAGAGUUCAACUUCGGGCGGUUUACUACUAAUUCGGACGUGUUCGUGGGAGGUAUGCCGACGUGGUAUAAUACGAAGUUAACGUUGCUCGCGUUACCGAGUGUGAUUUUCGAGCCGCGGUUUGUCGGAGCGGUUAGAAAUCUUAUUUAUCCAGAUGCUGAAGGCGGCACACCGAGGCGGCAGGAAACCAGGCCUAAGGAUCAUAGGGAUUGGAGAAAAUUAAUGGAGCCGAAAGUUUGCGCCUAUCAUCUUAAGCUUAUAAAUUCCACAGUCGUCGGUAUCCUACGAAAACCAGGUAAAUGUCAAAAUACCGAAAUCGAGAAAAAACGUUUUUAA
This is a messenger RNA of Diabrotica virgifera virgifera (western corn rootworm), 1001 nucleotides long. RefSeq names its product neurexin-3-like. Lineage: Eukaryota; Metazoa; Arthropoda; Insecta; Coleoptera; Chrysomelidae. The transcript is spliced from 3 exons. The coding region runs from base 288 to 1001 and encodes 237 amino acids. The record is from RefSeq and is a predicted model, not a curated record.